AUGGAGAACUAUAGUUCCAAAUGUACGUUGCUACUCCCCAGGCACCGGCUGCUGCCUCUCCCGUCUGACUGGCCAUUGUCCUGCAUCCUGAAAGCGCCAGGCAUCGCGGCGUCCGUCAUGGUGGUCAGUCGAUUCGCCGAACUGCCGCCUCAAGAGUUCAGUGGUACAGCUGAUGGCGAUGCCCAUUCGCCGGAGUGCCGGCAGAAGCGCACUUGGCGUGCCUCGUCGUCUGUCCGGUCUGUUCUGCCUCUACACUUCGGCGGACAGACGCCGAAAUGGAGCUGGUGA
Protopolystoma xenopodis is the source of this 288-nucleotide messenger RNA. Lineage: Eukaryota; Metazoa; Platyhelminthes; Monogenea; Polystomatidea; Polystomatidae. The record is from the annotation of a GenBank genome assembly.